Pteropus alecto (black flying fox) is the source of this 3172-nucleotide messenger RNA. RefSeq names its product fatty acid desaturase 2 (gene FADS2). Gene Ontology annotation, cellular component: membrane. Gene Ontology annotation, biological process: lipid metabolic process. Gene Ontology annotation, molecular function: oxidoreductase activity, acting on paired donors, with oxidation of a pair of donors resulting in the reduction of molecular oxygen to two molecules of water. The record is from RefSeq and is a predicted model, not a curated record. The coding region runs from base 194 to 1555 and encodes 453 amino acids. Lineage: Eukaryota; Metazoa; Chordata; Mammalia; Chiroptera; Pteropodidae. The transcript is spliced from 12 exons.
AAAAGCCAGGGACAUUCCGAGGGCUAUUUGGCAGGGUUACUCCCGAGCGAGGGCGAGGAGGAUGGGGGAGGGGGCGCGGUGGGAGGCGGAGUAGCAGAAGACAAAAGCCGAAGGCGCGGAGGGCCCAGCCGCACACUCGGGCAAUCGGAGCCGAGAGGCUGCAGUACACGGGGGAUCCCGGUCGGCAGGCAGCAUGGGAAAGGGGGGGAACCAGGGCGAAGGGGCCACCGAGCGCGAGGCGCCGAUUCCCACCUUCCGCUGGGAGGAGAUUCAGAAGCACAACGUGCGCACCGACCAGUGGCUCGUCGUCGACCGCAAGGUCUACAACGUCACCAAAUGGGCUAGCCGGCACCCGGGGGGCCACCGGGUCAUCGGGCACUACGCAGGGGAAGAUGCUACGGAUGCCUUCCACGCUUUCCACAUCGAUCUUGAUUUCGUGGGCAAGUUCUUGAAGCCGCUGCUGGUCGGCGAGCUGGCCCCAGAGGAGCCCAGCCAGGACCGAGGCAAGAAUUCCCAGAUCAUUGAAGACUUCCGGGCCCUGAAGAAGACCGCUCAGGACAUGAACCUGUUCAAGAGUAACCACCUGUUCUUCCUCCUCCUCCUGGCCCAUAUCCUGGUCAUGGAGGCCAUCGCGUGGCUUAUCGUCUUUUACUUUGGCAAUGGCUGGAUUACAACCAUCAUCGCGUCCUUUAUCCUUGCUACCUCUCAGGUCCAAACUGGAUGGCUGCAACACGAUUUGGGCCACCUCUCUGUCUACAAGAAGUCUAAGUGGAACCACCUCGCUCACAAGUUCGUCAUUGGCCACUUGAAGGGCGCUUCCUCAAACUGGUGGAACCAUCGCCAUUUUCAGCAUCACGCCAAGCCCAACAUCUUCCAUAAGGACCCAGAUGUGAAUAUGCUGCACGUGUUAGUCCUGGGCGAAUGGCAGCCCAUUGAGUACGGCAAGAAGAAGCUGAAAUACCUGCCCUACAACCACCAGCACCAGUACUUCUUCCUGAUUGGGCCCCCGCUGCUCAUCCCCAUAUACUUCCAGUACCAGAUCAUCAUGACCAUGAUUGUUCAUAAAAACUGGGUGGAUUUGGCCUGGUCCAUAAGCUACUAUGUCCGUUUCUUUAUCAGCUACGUCCCUUUCUAUGGCUUCCUGGGAUCCAUCCUAUUCUUCAACUUUAUCAGGUUCCUGGAGAGCCACUGGUUUGUGUGGGUCACACAGAUGAAUCACAUCGUCAUGGAGAUUAACGAAGAGCCCUACCGCCCUUUGUUCUUACUUCCGGGCCCUCAUCCCCCUUCUCCUGAACAGCUGGCAGCCACGUGCAACGUGGAGCAGUCCCUGUUCAAUGACUGGUUCAGCGGGCACCUCAACUUCCAGAUCGAGCACCACCUCUUCCCCACCAUGCCCCGGCACAACUUACACAAGAUCGCCCCACUGGUGAAGUCCCUGUGUGCCAAGCAUGGCAUCCAGUACCAGGAGAAGCGUCUGCUGAGAGCCUUGCUGGACGUCAUCAGAUCCCUGAAGAAGUCUGGGGACCUGUGGCUGGACGCCUAUCUCCACAAAUGAAGCUGCAGCCCUUGGGUACCCACGGGGAAGGGGGAGCCAGUGGGGACGGUGGCCAGAGGGAAGAGUGGGUUUUGGUUCCGAGGGGUGUCCAUGAAGCUGGAGUACAUGUUGGCUCACAGACCUCAUUUUUAGUCUUUCUCCUGUUUUCCUGUUUUCCCUUCGCUUUACCCUCCAACACCUUCCCCCGUGGGGCCUGCCCUCUGUCAGCCCCUUCCCCCGGGACCAGAGAGAGGGGUGGCUCCUACCUGCCUCUGUCCCUAAACACCUGUCGGACCAGAGGUCCACAGGUGCGCCUAGCCCCGCCUUGCCACCCGCCACUCUUCCCCCUUUCCCCGCUCAGAUGCUGGGUCCUAGCCCUGGCCCCACAGGCCUGGCUCCGCCCUCUCUGAUGGCGCCCACGGUCUGCCCUUCUGUAAGGAGUGUCUUCUGCUCUGGGUCCCCUCCUCACCCCUGGAAUCAGUACUUGGGGCCUCCCCGCAGGUGCCACUUUUUCUAAAAUUGUCCAGGCCCCAGCCCUGAUUCCCAGGCUCCCUUUUCCCUGUCGUGCAGCUAGCUCAGACCUGGGGGCCCAGGGAAACGACCUCCUCGCCCCAUUGGAGCCCUCUGACCCAGGGCUCAUGCAGCUCCUUCCCGCCUCCUUCCACCCUGUCCCUGCCUCCAGGGCCUGUGACCUUCAGUCCCAGGGGGUAGUGCUGCCGGUGGGUGCCGCAGAAGCAAUGGCCGGGUUGGGGGUCCAAAGCAAUGGCCACCGGGUUGGGGGUCCAGCUGGCCUGUAGGUUCAGCCGUGCCCCCCACUUCCAUUCAGAUGUCUAUCCUAGUCGGGAGGCCUAACAUUCGAGAGCAAUCAGACCCCUCUCCAAAGAGCUCUGUCACCCGCCGGGCAGCUAUGUUGAGGCUGCCAGUGUGUGCAGGCUGGCUCACUUCUGUUCUCGUGUCUUUUACUGGUUUUUUUUUUUUUAAUCUUUUGCUACAGGAUACAUUCUGGUGGGGUGGUAGCGAGGCUGGGCCUUGUGACAAUCUGCCUUUGACCACCUGCCACUCAUGGCCUUCCCCAUGCCCCGCGGGGGGCUGAGCCAGGCUCACUCACUGAGGCCAUGGUGGCCCCGGUCACUGUCGGUGGGGGCAGAGAGAGAGGGAGUCCCAAAGGAGAUAACCCUGAAUAUCUGGGGGAUUGUGGGGGACCUAACGAGGGCUGAGUGGGAAGUUUGGCUAGGAGUUUGGGGCUGGAGGCCAGCAGCUGAGGGGACAGAAAGGAGUGGGAGGGAGGGGAGCCCGCCGGCCAGGGAAGGAUCCAGUGCUUACAGAAUUUGGAGCCCUAACCCACUAAUCAAUAUUUAGCUUCAAGGGAAGGUGGGGCAGGAAUGAGCUCAGAGUGGGGACCUUCGGGUGAAGGCUUCUCGUCCCCCAGCUCUGGCCAGCCUGGAGGGAUCAGCAUCAACUAUGAACAGACCUUUGUGUUGCCAUGUCAAUGUGGGCCUCCCUGAGGCCCUGCUGCUGAGAACACACAGGCCCAAGGAGAUGUUGCUGUCCCUCCCGAUCCAUAGGGAACUGAUCUUAAUUUUUAUUGUGUUGCUUCCCCAGCCCUACAUUUUUUGGGGAAUAAAAGAAGUAAUUUUA